This is a messenger RNA of Aspergillus nidulans FGSC A4, 3774 nucleotides long. Its product is annotated as protein pom152. Bases 1 to 3774 code for a protein of 1257 amino acids. Gene Ontology annotation, molecular function: structural constituent of nuclear pore. NCBI's taxonomy places the organism in Eukaryota, Fungi, Ascomycota, Eurotiomycetes, Eurotiales, Aspergillaceae. The record is from RefSeq and is a predicted model, not a curated record. The transcript has 4 exons.
AUGAGCGACACUCCCCGCCUUCGCUCCGCGUUUCCAUCAACGCCUCAAACGACGCAGAAGACAAGAGACUACAAUCGAUCCCCCUCGCGGCCCAUACCACGGAAUGCUCCACGUUCAAAAGUCGUCUCGCAGGCACCGUCUGCUGAUCAGGAUGCGAGUUCGUCGCUCGUCCCAUCUAGCAUAAUCGACCCGCCGACGCAACGCUUGUACGUAGCAGCCGCCUACGUCGCCCUCAACGCGUGGCGGUUCUACGAGGCCUGGACAGCUUCUGACGAUUUGGACUCUACCUGGCUGUUCCUGAAAUGGGCCUCUAUAGAUGGUGUCUUUCUCUUCGGUCUUCAGGCUUUGCGCAUUCCCUGGUUGGAAUGGGCCUUCCCAACAACGCUUGCGCUCCUUCUAGUUCACGUCGCCUUCAACAUCUUCUUGAUGUUUCGCAUUCCAAUUCCCGUUGGCAUUUGGCUUUCUGGAAUGAUGAGACUAGCUUAUGAUCGAGAACUCUCAAUCUCGGGGCAGAGCAUUAAGCCUGGCGACAUUAUAAAUAAUGCGUCACUCAUUCUCGGAAAGCAAAUAAUCAACAUCCUUCCGGAAGGGUCUGCCGUCUUGAACCCAGAGCUGGCACCACUUUGCCUGGACGCUCAGAAAACAGCUGUUGAAUUGCCAAUCCGAGUGAAUCAAACCGAUCCUAUACUGAUAGAGCUGCUACGCCUUGACUUCAACAAUGGCGACAGUGAGAUUGUGACGAUUCAAAGUAAACAACUGAAACAAUUGAAACGGCAGUCAGACAAGAGGCGCUCCCAAUUGUCUUCUGAGUUACACCGUGAUCUCCUCCUACCAAUUCGGAAAACCGGAAUAUAUCGUUUACAGCGUGUCGUUGAUGAGUCCAAGCUUGAGGUCCGGGUGCGAGCUUCGGAUUCUAUAGUCACUGCCUGCCCUCGCGCUCUAAUCAAAAACUCACACACGCAUAAGUGCCGUGGUGAGCUCUCGAACCUAGUGCUAGCCGUUGAGGGUACUCCGCCCUUGAAAAUAAAGUAUUCCAGGCAGGUGAACGACCAUGACCGAGGUUUCUCAUUUCAAAACAUCCAACCAGACCAUUUACGGACUCCACUUCUCGGUCAUAGGUCGCUUGGUCGGUUGUUCGAUGGACGGGAGCCAGAUAUCACCUGGGCUAAAAGUCAGAUCAUUGAAAUACCUCUAAACGAGUCUCUGAACAUUGGCGGUGAUUGGCUCUACAUGAUCGAGGAGGUUCAUGAUGGCUCGGGCAACGUUGCGAAUUAUUCGAUGGUUCUAGAAGAUCUUGAUCGACAAUCUGUGAAAUCUCUAGCUCAGUGGCAUCACUUCUCUGUUCAUGAAAUCCCCAAGCUAUCUCUCUCUGGAUGCAACGAUCAACAAUUCCUUGAAGUCGCACGUGGAGAAAGUCACCCACUCCCCGUCAAAUUCCAUAGCACAGACCAUGGAUACGAAAACGAUGGGCCAUUCUCUUUAAUUUACUCCUUCGGUACUGAUGGGCAGGGGAGCGUCGACGAUUCUGCUCGUACAGUCCGCCAGCUGUCACUCAAAUCAGUGGACCAGAAGCCUAUGAUCAAAGAGCCAGGGUGGUAUAGCCUGAAGUACGUUUCUAGCCAGUUCUGCUCAGGGGAGAUUUUAGAGCCCUCGUCCUGUUACCUGCAUAACCCUCCAGAGCCAGAGAUCUCAGUUCGCUCCGAGAAAAUCUUCGACAAAUGCGCAAACAACCCUGUUGGAUUGCUUGUCGAUCUGGAUCUCACGGGUUCACCACCGUUCCGACUUCGAUACACUAUAGAGACAUCUAAAGGUGUGGAAACCAAGCACCAAAUCAUUGAUGGGUUACGCGCGCAGCUCGAUUUCACCCCAUUAGAAGCCGGCCACUACCGGUAUCGCUUUUUGGAUAUUUCUGAUAGUGUAUACGGGCCUCGACCUUUGGAGAACAAAGUGGCAGUACUGGAACAAGACGUGAAACCUCCCGCCUCUGCAAAUUUCGUUGGUACACCCGAAGUACGCAAGGCCUGCUUUGGUGAACCUAUAUCUGUCGACGUCGCUUUUCAUGGAGAGGCGCCCUGGACCUUGCAGUACGAGCUUGUUCAUAACGGCAAGAAAACAAGACACGUUCUUGAAUCCGAAACUGCGAGAUCCACAAUCAUUACAGAUAAUCUCGUCAGUGGUGGCGGGUACAACCUCGUAUUAACAAGCGUGAAAGAUCGCUCCAAAUGCAAACGAAACCUUAAUGAAAUCCUCAAGGUUGACGCCAGAUCCAAGCCCCCUCACGUUUCUUUUGGUCUUGUAGAGAAGAGCAGAAAAUACUCGGCGCUGCAAGGCUCCAAAGUCGACAUACCCAUCAGACUCAGCGGUGAACGCCCUUGGACCCUACAAUACAAGAAUCUGGAUGCAGAUGCAUCAAUAUCCACGAAAACCUUCUGGCAUGAAAAUAGUUUCUUGACUGUGAGCCAAGAAGGACGUUACGAGCUGUUGGGAGUAACGGAUAGCUCGUGUCCUGGGUCCGUUGAUGACGCAGCGAAAGUUUUCGAGAUAUCUUGGAUUCCAAGACCUCAAAUCACUGCCGUAGAUAAUACGCCCGUCGGACCGGAUGGUCUAGUCGCGAAGAAUGAUAUUUGUCAGGGCCAAGGUGAUAGUCUUGAGCUUCGCUUGACGGGCAAUCCACCCUACACGAUCCAAUGUGAGCAACAAAGAAAAGGAUCUCGAGGUUCUACUGCCGUGCGAAUACGGAGCCUCAAAACAGCACUGCAUUCUCUUUCUAUGGAGCUGGAAACAUCAGAGCCGGGCGACUAUACCUAUCGAUUCAAGGAGGUUGGUGAUAAUCUCUACAACAAUGACCCGAGAGGCAACCAGGUCGUGGUCACCCAGAAAGUCAACCCACUUCCUUCCGCCCGCUUUGACGCUCCAGGUCGCAUCUAUGGUUUUUGCAGAGAAGACGAUAGUGGAGAUGAGCUUAUCCCCCUCACUAUGGAAGGUGUGCCACCGUUUUUCCUCGAAAUCUCAAUCAAACACUACGCGAAGGCGAAACCAGAGAUUGUGUCCAUUCCAAAUAUUAAAUCAAAUCGGCAUAACCUUCCAAUUCCUAGGCGCCAUCUCGACCUAGGUCAGCAUGUAGUUAGCAUCCAUAAAGUGAGAGAUGCGCGAGGUUGCGAGAAAACCUACCACACAGACCCGGCAUCAGUCAGAGUUGCCGUCUCGGACGUACCUACGAUUGUGCCGCUUGAAUCAAAGACUGACUACUGUGUUGGCGAGCGUCUUUCCUUCUCAUUAUCAGGCCAUUCUCCGUUUGAGGUGUUUUACACAUUCAAUGGCGUCGCCCGAAGGGCUUCUUCCCAGACCAACCAUUUCCGUCGCAUCGCAGAGAAACCCGGCGUCUUCACGAUAACUGCCGUCAGCGAUGGCGCAAGCGGGAAGUGCAAGGCCCACAAAGAUAUUGUUAAAACCAUUCACCCGAUGCCGAGCGUUAGGAUCAGCAAUGGUCAAGUCUCUAUUGUAGACAUCCAUGAGGGUGGUGAGGCGAAGCUAGAGUUUGAGUUCUGGGGCACGCCACCGUUCGAGUUCACGUACAUCCGAAGCACGAAUGCACGCAAAGGAAAGAAGGCCGAAAUAAUUGACAUAAAACAUGACAUUUCUUACGAACAUCAUAAGAUCAUCAAGACAUCUGACGAGGGUACCUAUGAGGUAGUGGCGAUCAAGGACAAAUACUGUUCAUUUUCUACUCAGCCCUCAAUGGAGAAGAACGAGAAGCUACUAACAAAUUCUUGA